Molecule: messenger RNA, 1964 nt
Organism: Humulus lupulus (European hop)
Lineage: Eukaryota; Viridiplantae; Streptophyta; Magnoliopsida; Rosales; Cannabaceae
Exons: 9
Coding region: 266-1639 (457 amino acids)
Source: RefSeq, a predicted model, not a curated record
AGUAGAGUUGAGAAGGCUUAUAUGAGGAAAGGUGAGAAUGGUCUUGCUGGAUCACUACUUGGCUCCUAUAAAAGCCGUACAUACAUACUUAGGUUGGGGAUGGGAGUUGGUGUGGAGGUCGGACUCAGGCUCGGAAACUCCUUUUUCGCCUCCACUAGCGAAGCUCAGGAAGCAACUCGAGAGCCAAAGAGCUCCAACGCCAUGGCUGUUAGGGUUUGAAUUUUUGUUUCGAGCUUUAUUUAAAGUGUGAAAGGGGAUAGACGGAAUGGGGACUAGGGUUCCGGUGCAGCAUUUCGGUAUGAGAUCGGCAGCGAAUUCGUACAUAUCUAGCCCUCUUCACGAUCUCAACACCGUUGAUUCGCGGCCUGCUGCUGACAUUAAAUCCAUCAGCGACGUUGAUCCCGAUGCCGUCACCGAAGAUAGCCUCGAAAACGACGACGAUUCCAAUGCCGUUGUUAGUGAAUGCAUGCAUGAAUCGUACAGGAACCCUUUGCAACUUCAUAGCGUCGGAGUUGAUGAAGAGCGUACUAGCCUUGAGAAUAAUGGACCUGCACGCGGUCCCUACGAUAUAUUGACAAUCGAAGAUAUCACACCUAUUGAAUCGGCAAGGGCAAGAUUUUUACAAAUUAUUGUGGAUCAUUUUAUCCACGAUCACAUAAUUGAAGUUGCUGAUUCAGAGGGUGAUUAUACUGGCCAGUCUAAUCAAGAAAAACUCAAUAAAAGGAAGGCGAGGGAGAUCCAGUAUGAAGGGGAUCCAAGGUUUGCUUUGCCCUUGAUGUAUGUGGCAAACGUUUACGAAACUUUAGUCAAUGAUGUAAAUGUUAGACUAGCUUCCAUAAAUGGUAUUCGUGACAAAACAAUUGGGGUAGCGCUUGAAGCAGCUGGUGGUUUGUAUAGAAGGCUAGCUAAGAAAUAUCCCAAAAAAGGAUCAUGCACUUUUAAAAGACGAGAACUGGCGACUUCUUUAGAAACUAGGACAAGAUUUCCAGAAUUAGUGAUACAAGAAGAGAAACGUGUUCGAUUUGUAGUAGUCAAUGGUUUGGAUAUUGUUGAAAAACCAAAUAGCAUGUCUAUGGAUGAUGCUGAGUGGUUUAAACGAUUGACUGGUCGAAAUGAAGUAGCCGUGUUUGCUCGAGACUAUAAGUUUUAUUCUCCAAGACAUAAAUUUAGGCGUGUUGCUUCAAGUUCUGUGUCUAACAUCCCUGGUUUACCUAGUUUUCCUGGCAAUGAUAAUUCUUCUGUGUUGACUACCGCUCAGGGAUUCCGUACAGUAGGUGAACCACAAGCUCAGCAGCAGACUCCUUGCAAACAUCAUUUGCAACCAUUGUUGCAGCAACCUCAAUUUCACCCUGUUCACCAUCACAAUCAACCAAUGCACCAAAGUCAACAUGCUACCCAAUAUUCUCAAAACCAUCAAUGUGCUCCAACAUCACAACUGCCUGAAAUUGGUCAUGCUCACCAUUCGCCAACCCUGUCACAACACAUUGCGUGCUUACAACCCCUGACAAGUCAUGUUGGAGGGCGUUUGCAUGUAUUGCCAUCCAGCCCAGCAAAGUUUUGUGAUGAAUGUGGCGCUCAGUACUUGAGAGAAACCUCUAAGUUCUGCUCAGAAUGUGGUGCUAAGAGGUUGGGAAUAUGAACUUGUUUAUUUAGUAUAUUCAAAGUGCUUGUUUCCUUUUUAAGUUUUGCGUUUGUUUUAUAUGUUCAAAGUGAGGUCAAAUUGUGUUAGAAAAUUGUAAAUUACCGUUAUUGCUGUAAAAGUAAACUACAGUAAAACCAUUAGGAAAAAUUAUUGUUUUAGAUGAUUAUUAAUUUGUGGAUAAAUGAAUACGCCACAUCAUUUAUUUAAAAACAAUGGAUGUAAAGUUAAUGCAUUCAUAGAACCCUACACCCUACAACUAUGCUAGCUAUACAUUAUUUUUGGUUAAAAAUAGUGAGUAAAUACGUCAGUUCAGCCGCACCUA